GGUCGCCCCGUGCAGAGAGCGCGGAGACGCUGAGGGGAGCCGCUGACUAGGGCCGGAUGGAGGACCCCGCGGCGCCCGGGGCCGGGAGCUCGUCCACCAACAGCAACGGCAACGGCGGCGGCAAAGGGAAGCAGGCGGCGCCCAAGGGCCGGGAAGCGUUCAGAAGCCAGCGGCGGGAGUCGGAGGGCUCUGUGGACUGCCCCACUCUGGAAUUUGAGUAUGGAGAUGCAGAUGGGCACGCAGCAGAGUUGUCAGAAUUAUAUAGCUACACUGAAAACCUGGAAUUCACCACUAACAGGAGGUGCUUUGAAGAAGAUUUCAAGACUCAAGUGCAGGGCAAGGAGUGGCUGGAGUUGGAGGAAGAUGCCCAGAAGGCCUAUGUGAUGGGACUCCUGGACCGACUGGAGGUGGUCAGUAGGGAACGGCGGCUGAAGGUGGCUCGGGCUGUUCUGUACCUGGCCCAAGGCACUUUUGGGGAAUGUGAUUCGGAGGUCGAUGUACUACACUGGUCCAGGUACAACUGCUUCCUGCUCUAUCAGAUGGGGACCUUCUCAGCCUUCUUGGAGCUACUCCACAUGGAAAUCGACAACAGCCAGGCCUGUAGCAGUGCUCUUCGGAAACCAGCCAUCUCCAUUGCUGAUAGCACAGAGCUCAGGGUGCUGCUGAGUGUCAUGUACCUAUUGGUGGAAAAUAUCCGCCUGGAGCGAGAGACAGACUCCUGCCGGUGGAGGACAGCACGGGAGACCUUCCGCACUGAAUUGAGCUUCUCCACGCAUAAUGAGGAACCUUUUGCCCUUUUGCUUUUCUCCAUGGUUACCAAGUUCUGCAGCGGCCUGGCUCCCCAUUUCCCCAUAAAGAAGGUCCUGCUUUUGCUCUGGAAGGUGGUCAUGUUUACCCUUGGUGGAUUUGAGCAUCUACAGGUUCUCAAAGUACAGAAGCGGGCAGAAUUGGGCCUGCCUCCACUGGCUGAAGACAGUAUCCAGGUGGUGAAGAGCAUGCGUGCUGCCUCCCCGCCCUCUUACACCCUCGACCUGGGGGAGUCCCAGCUGGCACCACCACCCUCUAAGCUGCGAGGCCGCCGUGGUUCUCGAAGGCAACUCCUCACUAAGCAGGACAGCCUGGACAUCUACAAUGAAAGAGAUCUCUUUAAGACUGAGGAACCAGCCACAGAGGAGGAAGAGGAGUCUGCUGGUGAUGGAGAACGAACCUUGGAUGGAGAAUUAGACCUGCUAGAGCAAGAUCCUCUGGUGCCACCUCCACCCUCACAGGCAUCCCUUUCUGCUGAGCGGGUGGCCUUUCCCAAGGGCCUACCCUGGGCCCCAAAGGUCAGACAGAAGGACAUUGAGCACUUCUUGGAGAUGAGCAGGAACAAAUUCAUCGGAUUCACUCUGGGGCAGGACACAGAUACCUUGGUUGGAUUACCCAGGCCCAUCCACGAGAGUGUGAAGACUCUAAAGCAGCACAAGUACAUCUCCAUUGCAGAUGUUCAGAUCAAGAAUGAAGAGGAUCUGGAGAAAUGCCCCAUGUCUUUGGGGGAAGAGGUGGUACCAGAGACGCCAUGUGAAAUCCUCUACCAGGGCAUGCUCUACAGCCUCCCUCAGUACAUGAUUGCUCUACUUAAGAUUCUGCUGGCUGCAGCCCCCACCUCCAAAGCCAAGACGGACUCUAUCAAUAUCCUGGCAGAUGUCCUGCCUGAGGAGAUGCCCAUCACUGUUCUCCAGAGCAUGAAGUUGGGCAUCGAUGUGAACAGGCACAAGGAGAUCAUUGUAAAGAGUAUCUCUGCCCUGCUCCUGCUCCUCCUCAAACACUUCAAACUGAACCAUAUCUACCAGUUUGAAUAUGUAUCACAACAUUUGGUAUUUGCCAACUGCAUUCCAUUGAUCCUGAAGUUCUUCAAUCAAAAUAUCUUGUCCUACAUCACUGCCAAAAACAGCAUCUCGGUCCUGGAUUACCCUUGCUGUACCAUCCAGGAUUUGCCGGAGCUUACUACAGAGAGUCUGGAAGCUGGAGACAACAACCAGUUCUGUUGGAGGAACCUCUUUUCCUGCAUUAACCUUCUGAGGCUGCUCAAUAAACUGACCAAAUGGAAGCAUUCCAGAACCAUGAUGCUGGUGGUAUUCAAAUCAGCUCCAAUCUUAAAGCGAGCCCUCAAGGUCAAACAGGCCAUGCUGCAACUUUAUGUUCUGAAGCUGCUAAAAAUACAGACCAAGUACCUGGGGCGCCAGUGGAGGAAAAGUAACAUGAAAACCAUGUCAGCCAUCUAUCAGAAAGUACGCCACCGCAUGAAUGAUGACUGGGCUUAUGGGAAUGACAUCGAUGCCAGGCCAUGGGACUUCCAAGCAGAAGAAUGCACCUUGAGGGCCAACAUUGAGGCUUUUAACAGCCGCCGGUAUGACAAACCCCAGGACUCUGAAUUUUCACCCGUGGAUAACUGCUUGCAGAGUGUGCUGGGGCAGAGGUUGGAUCUGCCUGAGGAUUUCCACUAUUCAUAUGAGCUCUGGCUGGAGAGAGAGGUGUUUUCACAGCCCAUCUGUUGGGAGGAGCUGCUCCAGAAUCACUGA
Neomonachus schauinslandi (Hawaiian monk seal) is the source of this 2561-nucleotide messenger RNA. It is a transcript of the gene STRIP2, whose product is annotated as striatin interacting protein 2. The record is from RefSeq and is a predicted model, not a curated record. Gene Ontology annotation, cellular component: cytosol. The transcript has 21 exons. Lineage: Eukaryota; Metazoa; Chordata; Mammalia; Carnivora; Phocidae. Gene Ontology annotation, biological process: cytoskeleton organization. Bases 57 to 2561 code for a protein of 834 amino acids.